UUUCGAUUUUCUGGUUCUCUCUCGGCAAUUCGUCGAGUGCGGCGCGUUCGUGCGCGCCGACGUGGCAGCAGUCGGGAUGGCCACGUCAGAUAGCCCGGCGGGAAGAGUCGUCUCGUCCCCUCCACCGAGCGGGGGCGCAAAAAAUGCGCGCCUAAUUCCGCUCCCAGUCAUUGCUGCAGCGGCCAUAGGUUUCGUCAUCCUCGGGUUUUUCGGCGGGAGAAGGCGAGCACUGUGCGACGUUGACUCCGCGGUUGUUGAUCCCGCCGCACUGAGGGACGUUGACUCCGCGGCACCGUGCGACGGUGUGACCGAGCUGCAAGCGCAGCACGGCAACGAUUAUCCUCAGCGCACAAGCGCUUUGGCAGAUGAAUGGCGCGCUUUGACUGCAAGCGGGGGUCAUCUUUCCGCUCUUCUGAGAGGGGUUAAUCCGAUGCUGCCGUGUGUAUCUGCAUGGAAGCUGAGGUGGUGGCACAGACACAGACGAGGUAGGAAGACUGGGGGAGGAAGUGGACGGCACCCGGUACUGGGCAACAGGCGUUCAAGUGAGUCCAGUGCUGCGUCGGGUGAGGGAGGGGGAGGCAGACAUGGAGGACGUCCUGCCUCCCUGGCUGAGUUGCGGGCUGCUCGAGCCUCUGCUGCUGAGAGUCGAAUGAAAAACGGAGGAAUGGGCGGGAGGAGCGUUGGCGCUGCCAGCCUGACACCAUUGGGCUGUGCAAUAGUAGUCUGUAGAAAGGUUGAUGGGCUUGAAGAUGACGCCACCAAGUUGAUUGCAUGCGUGAAGGACAAGGGUUUCAUGGAUGAUAAGAUGAAGAAGGACCAGGCGAUGCUGAUUGAACUUCUCAUGCAAGCUCAGCUCGAGCUUGAUGGUAUCAAGGGAGAUGAGAGCGUCAGGCCGUUACGGAAGGUGCAGACAAAGAGGAUGCAUGAGGUCAUACAGGAGCUUGAGAAGCUGAGUGACAUCAGCCCGGACCCUCCCAAAGGAGGAGGAGACAAGGCAUCCUCGACAGACACGCGACCACCAUCCUGAAUAACUUGAGUAAGCGUGUUUCAAAUUUUUCAACACAGGCGGAAGUAGCGAUGUUAUCGGCUUUGUCUCGGAGCGAGCCAGUGGUGUGUGUGUCUGCCCCCUGUGGCGAAGUGUGACUGAAGAUGGCCAUCCCCCUCCCGUCUGUCCUGAAACAAGCGGCUUGCAUAUUCCCAGCGUUUUUGCCGAACGUUUCAGCGAAUUUCGUCGAUUUGCAUUGUCAUUUCGUGAUCCUGUUGCACUUCUCCGGCCAUCGAGACUUCUUGUUGCUGCUGACUUGGAUGACAACAUGUGUUUGACUUCACAGAGUCCACACAAAAAACUUAUGAUCAUACUUUUUGGAUCGGUAAGAUAUGAAUCACCAUUAGUUCUCAGUCACUUUGCAGAUUUCACUGUCAAUGAGAAGUGUGCCGCCUCGAUUGAUUCUGAGUAGUCGAUCCUGCUGUAGUUUCACGGAAUGAG
Chara braunii is the source of this 1486-nucleotide messenger RNA. The record is from the annotation of a GenBank genome assembly. NCBI's taxonomy places the organism in Eukaryota, Viridiplantae, Streptophyta, Charophyceae, Charales, Characeae.